AGUUCGGAGCACAAAGCCGAGCGCGCACGCUCCGCCGUCCCCGCGCCCCGAAGAGUCGGCCAGCCCCGAACUGCCGGAGUAGGGGUGGGAACCAAACUUUUUCCUGCCCCGGGACAGACACGUUUACCCAAGGUCCAGCCUAGCCCCUAGGCACCAUGUCGGACAGUGAUCUAGGUGAGGACGAAGGCCUCCUCUCCCUGGCGGGCAAAAGGAAGCGCAGGGGGAACCUGCCCAAGGAGUCGGUGAAGAUCCUCCGGGACUGGCUGUACUUGCACCGCUACAACGCCUACCCCUCAGAGCAGGAGAAGCUGAGCCUUUCUGGACAGACCAACCUGUCAGUGCUGCAAGAUGAAUUUUUAGAUGUGAUCUACUGGUUCCGACAGAUCAUUGCUGUGGUCCUGGGUGUCAUUUGGGGAGUUUUGCCAUUACGAGGGUUCUUGGGAAUAGCAGGAUUCUGCCUGAUCAAUGCAGGAGUCCUGUACCUCUACUUCAGCAAUUACCUACAGAUUGAUGAGGAAGAAUAUGGUGGCACGUGGGAGCUCACGAAGGAAGGGUUUAUGACCUCUUUUGCCUUGUUCAUGGUCAUUUGGAUCAUCUUUUACACUGCCAUCCAUUAUGACUGAUGGUGUACAGCUCCCAAGUGCUCCCUAUCCAGUCCAAAGGACCCUCUUGAUUACAGCACAGGAACUUGAUCGUUGGGGAACCCCAGCCCCUUGGAACUUGGAAGACCCGUGUUUCCUGGACCGCGAAUCAGUGUGUUGGGCAUCAGUGUUUUCUGCAAGGGUUGUGACCUGAAACUUUUUAAAAACCACCCACCUUUGGGGAAGCAUUUCUGAAUUUAUCCAUCACCAACCAUUUCUUCUUGGAUACCAUCAAGUAACAGCUAUUAUUUGCCAAGUGGAGCUGUCAUUUAAUUUGAUGCACCUCUGGAUUCAGAUGAAACAUUAAAUUGUCUUCCUCGAUUCUCCAUCGGGUGUAGAGUUUUUAAACUAUCAAUGGCAUUUCAAGUCUUCUGAAACAGCAUGGCUGUAUGUGCGUGGUCCAUAGCACAGUACAUGCAGCAUCUAAUAAGAGUUUCCAUUGUAGAAUGUUUUCACAUACUUGAAUAAAUCAAAUCUUUAAUUGAGAA
This is a messenger RNA of Homo sapiens (human), 1129 nucleotides long. It is a transcript of the gene TGIF2-RAB5IF, whose product is annotated as TGIF2-RAB5IF readthrough. The coding region runs from base 156 to 623 and encodes 155 amino acids. The transcript has 5 exons. The record is from RefSeq and is marked validated. NCBI's taxonomy places the organism in Eukaryota, Metazoa, Chordata, Mammalia, Primates, Hominidae.